CCUUCGUCCGACCCACCGCCGACCGGACGAACCCUUUCCUCGACGCCGCCCUAGGAAUAAUCUGCACCGCCGUCGCCUAGACCCUCCCCAACGAGCCGCCCAGUCGCCCGCUCGCCAUCUGGACGCCGACCCGUCGUCGAGUCCUCCUCGACGCUGGUCUAGGAUCCGCUCCACCCGAAGCUGCACAAGGACGCACCCCUCGCCCCCAGACAUAGGUAGGCUUCUCUCGCCUCUUGUGUUGGGCAAUCAACGAAGCAGCAGGCGGAGGGCUCUCCCCCAAUUUUCUUUGGUCUAUGAGACUUCCAUCUCGUAUUGCUUGAAGUUUUAUGGUGGUCUUUGCGAGAGAAGUGUAAACUGUGCGCCAAUUGUUUACACAUGUCCAUCUUUCGCUUCAUUCUCCCAAGAAUAGAAAGAAGUAGAGGCUGGAGAUGCUUUGCUACUGGAAUCCCUUCUGAUUCUAUAGCGGAGCUCAAUAAGGAAAUGGAAUCGAUAUUUGGCGAAUCUCCUUCAGCCAGCCCUUUGGGCUCAAAUCCUCCUCAGCAAGCAGUCCAUCCCACUCCUGCAGCCCGGGAGACACAACCGGGUCUUACCCAUGUUGAUUGCAGUGGCCAGGCAAAGAUGGUUGAUGUCUCACCCAAACAUGACAGUCAGAGAGUAGCUAUAGCCAGCUGCAGGGUCUUGCUAGGCCAGAAGGCAUUUAACUUGGUGGCGUCAAACCAGAUUGCCAAAGGCGAUGUACUUACUGUUGCAAAGAUAGCUGGAAUAACUGGUGCGAAGCAAACUAGUAACCUCAUACCCCUGUGCCACAACAUUAAUCUCUCCCAUGUUCGUGUUGAUCUCACUCUCAAUGAAGAGGACUCUAGUGUUGUCAUAGAAGGGGAAGCCACCACUUGCGGGAAGACAGGGGUUGAAAUGGAAGCAAUGGCUGCAGUGACCAUUGCCGGACUGACGGUUUAUGACAUGUGCAAAGCAGCUUCAAAGGACAUAUGUAUAACAGAUAUCUGUCUCCAGCACAAAUCGGGGGGAAAGAGUGGAAACUGGUCCAGGAAUUAGAAGCUUCAGUUGCUUUUCUGAGGAUAUGAAUGCAGGCCUGAAUUCUUACACCAGAAGGUUUUGAUUUGCUUUAAAUUUGUGCACACUAGAUGUUAAAUCUUUGAGCCAUCAGAGAAGGUUAUUUUGAAUUCCCUGCCUGUUAAUGCACUGUCCAACUGGUUAUAUUACCCAUGGUUUAUUGUGCAUUCUCCAUUGCUGCUCAUUGCGCACAGACUGGUAUGCACAUGUCAACAUAAGGUGGAGUAAAUGAAAGUUGAGUAUAAAUAUGUUGAUA
Aegilops tauschii subsp. strangulata is the source of this 1327-nucleotide messenger RNA. RefSeq lists its product as uncharacterized. The record is from RefSeq and is a predicted model, not a curated record. Gene Ontology annotation, biological process: Mo-molybdopterin cofactor biosynthetic process. Lineage: Eukaryota; Viridiplantae; Streptophyta; Magnoliopsida; Poales; Poaceae.